AUGUCCAUUGCACUCUACAAGUUUCGAGGUGGCCUCGCUUUUUUAUGCAUUGAUAAGUUGUAUGAUAACUCUGAUGUAGUAGACUUCUUGAUGUGUGCGCCAAGUCGACGUCGUUAUAGUCAUGGCCUACUCUCGCCAGCGUACAUAUCAGCUUUAUUUGAUAGAGAAAUAUUCGACAUAUCGAAUACGCAAAUUGAAGGCUUUGAGAAAGGCCUCGUUCUUGGAAGUAAAAAAUUGAGUUCAUUUGUUGCAAAACGGAACAAAAAAUUUUCAGAGUCUAUUUACAGUCUUGUUGGUGCUCUUGGAAAGAGUGGCAAGUCCUUGAAUCAGUUGGAUGUACAAGAUUGUGACAUUUAUGGCAGAUUCGACAAAGUAAAUGACGAUUCUAACCUUAAGAGUGGUAUAUUCAGGUUCUCAAAGUUGGUUUUUUUGAAUUUGGGUGGCAACAAGCAUCUCAGCGGAAGCAUUCCAGACCCAAUCAGUAGUCUUGGCCUAAUCGUUUUUUUCAACGCAUCGUGCACAAACACGUCGGAUGCAUUACCUGUGUCAUAUUUAAUCAAAUUGAAAUUAUUGCAAGAAAUAGACAUCCGGAAGAACCCACUGAUGAAAGGCGAAAUUGAAGAAAAAUACAUGUUGGUUGAUGAUACAGAAAUGAUCGCAGAAAAUGUCGAAGAUAAUAUCAAAUGCCCUGUGAUACGACUGAAGCAUAACAAUUGUUUAGUCAGGAUGGAUUCUGCUUACUAUGAAAGGAGAUAUUGCCAGUGUAAUCCUGGUUUUUACGGUCACGGCGGCACUUGCCGGUCUUGCAUGACUGGUGGCGUUUGUGAUGGCCUCGUAAAUAGGAUGAGUAUAGUCAGAAAUGACUCUAGAGGCAAAUAUAGCAAAGACUUUACUGUCACUUCUAUGAAACCGGCAAAAGGCUAUUGGCCAUUUCCUACAAUGAAGAACGUGACCAAGCUGGUUAAGUGCCGUUGGACACUGCCUGGAAAGGAAGUCUGUAACCCCUCCGGACUGGUUCGUUGUUACGCCAAAAAAGUAUCUGGACAGGUGAUAACGGUUUGUGGGUCUGAUGAGCAUGUAUGUGCUGAAGGCUCUUAUGGACGUUUGUGCAGCCGUUGUAAGCAGGGCUAUUACAGCACUGGACAGCAUUGUCAUAAAUGCCUUGAUAGUAAGGAUAAGGAAAGCAUUAUAACAAUUGUACUGGCUGCUGUUAUGAUCACUCUGCUAGGCCUAAGUAUGUUGCUGCACGUCCGUAACCGGCGCAUAUUUGCUGCCCUGCUUGCAAUAUUUGAAGCUGUUGCCGUGUUGAUUCUAGCAAUUAUGGGAAUAAUACCAAGUUGGCUAGCAGAUAUCAAUAUACUCAUUUUUUUACUAGCCAUUGGUGGCUUUGGUAAAUUUGGCAAAGGUUUGUUGAAAACUGCAGUCUUUUACAUGCAAAUUAUUGAUGCUCUUGUGGCUUCGACUCAUAUUUGGCCAACAGCUGUUUAUUUCUUUUCAGACUUCAUAAGCAGUCUUGUAAACCUACGAUUCUCUGUGCUAGGCUGUCGACUUCCCAAAAUAUUUACACCUCAAGGCAAACUUUUUCUUCUAAUGUUGCUGCCACUCUGUUUAUGCAUGGUUCUAGCAACAGCAUCUUUUCUUUUUCGCAUGACGGCUCGACAUAAGUUGCCUGAUACGUACGAAAAGUUCAAAUACAAGUGCGCCCAUUUGUCGAUUCUUUUCUUGAACUUAUCCUACUUUCCUUUAGUAAAAGCCACCUUUUCAGUUUUGGUUCCUUGCAAACAAGUUGAAGGUAUUUCGUACAUGCCAAACUACGUUUGGAUCGACUGCAACAGCAGUGAAUACAAGCUGCUAUACUUCGUAGCGCUGUUUUGUAUUGUCUUGUAUGUGAUAGGAGUUCCUGUGCUGUUCCUUUCCUUGCUUCGAUGGCAGAGAGAGCACAUAGUUGAAGGGCACCUGACUACAUCGAAAUGGCUAGGCUCACUGUAUAUUCCAUAUAAACCUAACUAUCGUGUGCUCAUGGAGUUUUUCUUGAUGCUGCGAAGAACGUUUCUUGCUUUUCUCAUAACGUUCAUUGAUGAAAACGUCACAGUCAAAACAACAUUGGUAUCUGCGGUAUUUUUUAUAUCUUUGAUACUGGAGACACAUGCAAAGCCGUUUCGUACAGCUGACGGUAACGAUGGCUGCUGGGGUUUUGGGAUGGAAAAUAUCAUCGAGAUAACAAUGUUGUCUGUGUUGCUUUUUUCGUUUAUAGCCGCGCAGACAUCGAUACAAACAAACAGUGAAGACCAAAACUUGCUCUGGAGCGUGAUUAUCAUCAACGCCAUUUUUUCCUUUGUUCUUAUUAUGUGUUUUUUGAAAAGAUUAGGCCAGAGAGAAGGAGGCUACGAGCAGAUAAACGAAGGAGAAAGAGCGAAUGAAGGAUUUAAUCAAGCCGAACAAGCUCAGGUUAUGCAUGAUUAACAACACUUCGUCGAAACAUGGUUAUUUUGUCAAGACAUUGACCUUAAAAGACUUCUAUUGACAGUCGCAAGGUAGUUAUUCUUGGGAUUUUGCUUUCUUAGAUAGUCAAUUUUUGAGUAAACCAUUUAGUUCCAUCUGAAAGACAAUCGAAAAUACUUACGUGGCUCAGGCAAACAUAAUAACACUCCGGAGGCAUUUGUCCAUAGUUGAUUGAUAAAUGACGUAAGCCAAUUUGAGGGUGUAGAAGGGGUUUUGACUAAGUGACCAACAGACUGUUUUACCAACCGACUAAUGACUAAUUAUGUGUAAAGCCGAAAACACACUCCAGAAAAUGAUCCGCGGAUCGGUCAGAUUUUGUGUUGCGCAAGCGCUUUGGAUGCAAAAAUAGUCACAUGACUGAUCUGCGACGGAUCUAGAAGUUGAAAUCAUUGCUAAACGUCCUGUGUCAGGCUGUUUUUUGUUGCAAUUUGCUUAAGAACUCAUAAGAAUUUUGCUUUUUUAAUAUGAAACUAUGAAACAAUGUUAAAACCAACAGUUUUUUACUAAAAAGAGAUUUUGACUAACUGGGGCCAAAAAUCCUGACUAGUGACUAACCUUUAUCACCUGACUAGCAGUAUCCCCCCUUCUACACCCUCAAAUUUAGAUGAUAUGCCCGUAGCCAAAUUGUUUGACAAUGAAUUGUUUAUUUGGAAACAGCAUUGUACAGGGGCUUCAGUUGAAUAUUUCGAAAACUAACCUUGGCAAUAAAGUUCUCGAAUACACAGGGGGGAGGGGGGGCAUACCAACAACUUGAAUCGUAGUAUAUGUUAGUAUGUUUAGCACCAAAUUAUCGCGUUCAAUUCCCACCUAAAAAUUCCACGAACAAAAUUUUUAGGCACAUCAUGAGAUCUGUACUCUUUUCAUUGUAAACAUGAAUUAGAACUGUUUAUUGAACAGUUAUUAAUGAUAGGGUUCGUCAAAACGUUGCCUAAGAGCAAAAUGUGCUUUUUAGAAAUUCAGCAAAAUGCAUUGUCCACUAAAAGGUAUAUGGUUCCUGUUGAUCAUCUCGUGAUGGGCUUGAAAAAAACUAGCUUUUUAAGACA
This is a messenger RNA of Rhopilema esculentum, 3545 nucleotides long. The record is from RefSeq and is a predicted model, not a curated record. NCBI's taxonomy places the organism in Eukaryota, Metazoa, Cnidaria, Scyphozoa, Rhizostomeae, Rhizostomatidae.